AAUAACUCUGUGAGAAGACAGGCAGCUAUCAGACUCUGUCAGGAGUGAACUGACACAGCAGCUUGCCUUUCAGACAUCACAGAGCACAAAACACCAGUCUAAAAAGGAUCGAUCAAGAUGAGCACUUCAAAGAUGAUGAAUGGAUCCGCAUCAGAGCAGGCCAAUGUAAUAAAGAAGUCAAAAAUGCCAGGAGUCAAAAUAACCCAGUAUACUGAAGACAUCCCACCAGGGUGCAGCUCACCUGACUUUGAUCGCAAGCCAAUCCCACUAACUAUCCAGGAAGGAAAAACAGCCACUUUCAAAGCCAUCAUAUGUGGGGAACCCAAAGCUCAGGUGACAUGGAGCAGAAAUAAAGGAGAUAUGAAUGAUGGCAGCAAGUAUAAAAUCACUUAUGACCAAAUUAUGGAUGAACAUGUGUUACAAGUAAUCAGUGUGACUGGUGAGGAUGCGGACACAUACAAAUGCUCUGCUUCCAAUCUGUAUGGAGAAGCUGUGUGCUUUGCCACCCUGAUAGUAAUUGAAAUUGGGUUUAAGAAGAAAGCAAAACCAAAGUCACAGGAAGCUGUAAACGAAGAUCCAACAGAGUUUCGGAAGCUUCUAAAGAAGCGGUCUCCAAAAGAAGGACCAUCCCGUCAACAGAAGGCUUUGGACUCUAAAGUUUGGGAAGUUCUUUUGAGUGCAGAUAAGAAAGAUUAUGAGCGCAUUUGCAUAGAAUAUGGAAUCACUGAUUUCCGUGGCAUGCUCAAAAAGUUGAAUCAGUUGAAAAAAGAGAGAGAAGAGGAACAAUCCAAGUUUGUGGAAGCCAUCAGUAACCUGAAACACAUUCAAGUGACCAGUGAGGGCUCUGCAAAGUUUGAAAUUGAGAUGCAGCUGAAAGAUGAAAACAGCAGGAUACUUCUGUAUAAGGAUGGCCAAAUGAUUCCAUAUAGUGAAGAUAUGGAAAUGAAGCACAACUUGCGAAAAGUUGGCAAGAAAUAUAUCUUUUCAAUCCGUGACCUUCUACCAGAAGAUGCCGGACUGUACCAAGUGGACGUAGAGGAAGUCAAUGUGUUCUCAACAGACUUACCUUCAAAAUUUAUUCCAAUUAACUUCACCAGCCCCAUGAAGGAGGUCCAUUGUAAGGAACGUGAGGAUGCCUUUUUUGAGGUGACUCUUUCUCAUCCUCUCCCCAAGCUUGUAUGGAUGUACAAAAACCAGACCCUGGAGGCUGGAGACAAGUAUGGAUUCACUGUGUCGGAAGAUGGCCUCACCCACAGGUUGAUUGUAAAGGAUGUCAUGCCAGUUGAUAAAGGCAUCUAUUCAGUGGCAGCAGGCAUCCGUUCAUCUAGUGCCUGGCUAAUGGUGGAAAUUGAAGAAAGUGAUGAUCCAGCUUCUCGAGCCAAAAGAAAACCCAGGAAAGUCACAGAUGUAGGUGAAAAUCAAGAGCAGGGCCAACAAGGCAAAGGCCAAAAUCGGGCAAAAAAAGGAACUCUGAACAGAGAGUCGGGAAUUCAGAAUUAUGAUGGCUUAGGGCAAGAUCAAGUAAUUGUUAAUGGAUUUGAUGAUGGAUUUGGGAAAGAUACCCUUAAUAGGUUUCAGGGAAGUAGCUCAGAAAGCAACUUAAAUGAUUCAACAUCUGGACAGAAAGUUAUUGGGACCCUUGGAGGAGAUAAGAAAGAAAUUAGAACAAAUUUAGAAGGAAGUAAAGAAAACCUCACAGGAUUACAUGAUUCAAGAGGAGGAAAAGGAAGCUUUGGGUACUCUGAUGUUGUCAGUAGCAGUGCAGGAGACAGCCAAUAUGGACUUGAUGGUAUUUUAUGUGAUGCAAAUGAAGGCCAUGGUAGAAAUGUGAAUUUAGGAUAUGAUGGGUUAGGGUUAUCGCUGUCAAAAAAAGUAGGUCAGGAGGAGAAACAUGGUGCAACUGAACAGCAAGGUGAUGAGCACAAAGAACAAAGUGGCUUACUGAAUCAAAAGGCAGGUCUUGGAAACAAUUCUGGCGAUGAUGGGAACAAAGAACUAAGUGGAUUACUGAAUCAAAAGGCAGGUGUUGGAAACAAAUCUGGCAAUGAUGGGAACAAAGAUCUAAGUGGAUUACUGAAUCAAAAGGCAGGUCUUGGAAAAGAAUCUGGCAAUGAUGGGAACAAAGAUCUAAGCGGAUUAUUGAAUCAAAAAUCAGGUCUUGUAAACAAUUCAGGUGAACAUGGAAGGAUUGAAGAUGGACAUGGUGAAAACUUAAGUGAAAACAAAAGUCUUAGUGAGGGUGAAAAAAGGAGUCCCAUUAUUCUAGAAAAAUCCUCUGUGACAGAUAGUGAUGCUAAUAGAAAAGGCGUAUCAGAAAGCUUGACAGGAAAAUCAGGAGAUGUAAAUGGACAAUCGCAGAAUGAUUUGGGGACAGGCAAAGAUAUUAUUGGUCCUAGUACACAGUCCCUAGGAUAUGAUAAUUCUGCUAACUCUGGACUUGGACGAAAUUGCAUUAAAUCAAGCCCAAAUGUCACUGGACUUACAGAAGACCAAAACAGGAAAAAGAAACGUUCAGGACGGAAGCUACUGAUCGAGGAAUCCCCUGCUGAUUUAGGUGCUCAUUUUGUUAGCGGCCUGAUGGAUGUUCAAGCACGAAAGGGCCACUCUGCAGAACUUGUUUGCAAAUUAAGCAGUGACCAAACAGAAGGCAUGUGGUUUAAAGAUGGUGUGAAGCUGCAGUCUAGGGAUGGUCUAGCAAUAUAUAAAGAUGGCUGCAACCAUAAACUCAUACUAUCUAAUGUUCAAGACUCUGAUGCUGGGAAAUACCGCUUUGAAGCAGAUGGCCACAAAUCAGAAUCCUAUGUGGUUGUGGAAGAUCCUCCAGAAAUUGAUGCAGAAGAAAUGGAGAAGCUCUCAAAAGUGCCAGUGGUGGUGAAAGCAGGCCAGAAUGCUGUCAUCAAAGUACCAUUCCAAGGGCGAGCACCUAUGAAGGUGUCCUGGUACAAAGACGGAGAUGAGCUAGCAGAGGACCAUCGAAUGCAUAUUGAGAAAGGUCCCAGCCAUAGCCGCUUGCUGAUUGGAAAGUGCCAGCGUAAAGAUAGUGGAGACAUCAAGCUUAAGCUUAAAAAUGACAGUGGAACUGCAGAGGUUGCAACAAAGCUGAUAGUCCUUGAUAAGCCAUUGUCACCUCAGGGCCCUGUUGAAGUCUUGGAAAACUCCGCCAGUUGCAUCCAGAUCAAGUGGAGACCCCCAAGGGAUGAUGGAGGACAGCCCAUCAACAGUUAUACUGUAGAGCGGCAGCAAGUAGGAAGAAACACAUGGGUUAAAGUAGGUGAAGUCCCUGGUAGCACCACCACCUUCACCAGUGACAAAGUUGAUCAUGGCAAGAAAUACUGCUUCAGAAUUCGAGCUGUUAAUUCAGAGGGUGUCAGUGACUUCCUGGAGACUGAGGACAUAACUGCAGGAACAAAAGCCUUUCCUGGACCUCCUGCACCUCCAAAAAUUGUAAGUGCUUCCAGCAAAGCCAUUGCACUUUCCUGGGGAGCACCACACAACACAGGGGGCUCUCGUAUUGCUGGCUAUGUGGUGGAGAAACGAAAAAAGGGGAGUAAUCUGUGGACGCCUGUCUCAAAUGAGCCACUGAAAGAGAAGAAAUGUGUCAUCACUGACAUUGUGGAAGGGUCGCAGUAUGAGUUCCAGGUUGCAGCAGUCAAUGAGUCAGGGAUGGGCGAAUUCAGCGUUCCAUCUAAUUUUGUCAUUGCUCAAGAUCCAAUGAGGCCACCCAGCAAAGUAAAGGAUCUCAAGGUCACCGGUUCAAGUUAUAGCAGUCUGUCACUGUCUUGGGCCAAGCCUGAUGUAGAUGAAGGCGAUGAAGCCAAAGGCUACUUUGUGGAAGUGAAACCAGCAAACAGUAUCACUUGGCUGAGCUGUAAUUCUGCUCCUGUGAGCUUGACCUCUUACACAAUCAAGGGCUUAAAAUCCAUGGAGAUGUAUUUUGUUCGGGUGACAGCCGUAAAUGAUGGAGGCCGAGGCGAGCCUCAGGAACUGGAUAACUAUGUAAUUGCAAUGCCACCCCCAGUGAGACCUCAUUUUCUCCAGGAUGCCAGCUUCAAAUCGUUCAUGGUGGUGAAGGAGGGUAGCACAAUUCGAGUCAACAUCCACUUUGAGGCAUCCCCUACUCCAGAGGUGAUCUGGAUGAAGGAUAACGUUCCUAUUACCAAAAGAGCCACAAUCACAAACACAGAUGGUCUGUCACAGCUCUUGAUUCCCACAUCUGAUAGAACAGAUUCUGGAAUAUAUAGCAUCAUGAUAAAGAACUGCUUUGGACAGGAGUCCCUGAGUUUGGAGAUCAGAGUCACAGAUGAGCCAAAACCACCAGGGCUGGUGACAAUGGAGGAAAAGGUUCCUGGAACAGUAACAGUGUUCUGGGAACCUUCACCCGAUGAGAAGUAUGACAAUCGAUUACACUACAUGGUGAUGAAACGUGAUUCAUUCAAGCUUUCCUGGCAAACUAUGGCAGAUCACAUUUUUAACAAUAAGAUCACAGCUACCAGCAUCAUUUGUGGACGUCAGUACUACUUCCGGGUGUAUGCAAAAAAUGACAUGGGUGUCAGUGAACCUUCUGAAUCACCAGCCUGGAACAUCAAUAAAGAGAAAGAUAAGUUCACAGUUAAAUUGCCCCACUACAAGCAGAAUGACCAGAGACAAGCACCUAGGUUCAGUGUCGGCCUGAAGACACACUAUGUACCACUUGGAUACCAAUGUAAUAUGAGCUGUGCUGUAAUGGGAAACCCAGCCCCAAGAGUAACUUGGUACCGAGACAGUGUGAGCAUUAUGAAAAAUGCCGACUACCAGACAUCUAAUGUAUGUGGAGUGUGUUCUCUCAUCAUCACUGGAGUCCGUCCAAAAGACAAUGGCGAGUAUAUGGCUAUUGCAGAGAACUCCCUUGGGAAGGCCAUCUGCACUACGAGACUCAUUGUUAUAGAGUGAAGAAUCAUCUAAGGAACAACUUUAAAUGUAUUUUUUCUUUACCAAAAUAUGUUAAAUUAGGUCCUAUUUAAAAAUGUGUAUAUUUUCUAUAGCUGAAAUAGCUUAAAAUGUUGAUAUCUAAUAGAAGACACAGUCAGGAUUUUUGCUUUGUGUAGGAAGUGACAUACACAUGAAACAAUGAAGGUUUUGAAUUUUGUUUAGAAAGAAGUAUUGUCCUUAGCACUCAUGUGGAAAUAAAAUUUGAAAUGGCAAGUAUUCCAAACAAGGGCCAUGCUGAGAACAAGCAAAGAUUUGGGAGGCAGGUUGGUGGCACAGCACGUCUGUCUUACAGUGCUGGACUGUAGUGGUGAGGACCAGUUCUGCUGAUCAGUCUGAAAACUGUUUGUGUGGAAUUUUUCAUGUUUCCCCUGGGUUAAUCUGUUUUUUUUUUUCUAUUAUCUUCCCACAUCUCAAAUUAUAUGGGUUACAAUAUUUCGCAGCUUUAAAAUCAUCUUGUGUGGCUAUAUGUGUGAGAAUAUGUUCUGUGUUAGGCUGACAUAGCACCCAGGACUGAUUCUUGCCGUGUGUUUGAUGAUGCUCUGUGUCCUGCAAUCCUAUAAUAGAAUAAGCAGAUUCACAAUAAGGACAGAUCGAUGGGUG
This is a messenger RNA of Erpetoichthys calabaricus (reedfish), 5568 nucleotides long. RefSeq names its product immunoglobulin like and fibronectin type III domain containing 1, tandem duplicate 3 (gene igfn1.3). Bases 118 to 4929 code for a protein of 1603 amino acids. Lineage: Eukaryota; Metazoa; Chordata; Cladistia; Polypteriformes; Polypteridae. Gene Ontology annotation, molecular function: protein binding. The record is from RefSeq and is a predicted model, not a curated record. The transcript is spliced from 24 exons.